UCCCCCACCCCCAAUUAAUUUUCUGGAUCCGCCACUGGUAAUUAUAAAGAAGCUACAACCUAGAUCGUUUUAAAACCACGUAGCCUAGUCUUCGAGGGUCAUAUAAAACCAGUCAUGGCGAAGUCACGUACAAAGCCGGAAGAAGCCGAACUGGCCCUUGAGGAUGGACCACAGUGAGACGCAUUUCGAGAACGAGCGUCUGUCCGAGGAAUUGGAGGACACUGUGGACACCAUACACCGCUACAAACACCGCCAGUUCAUCAGCCGAGCCUUCGAAAUCAUGGAGCUCAAGAAGACACUGGCCGCUUUUCAGUCAAUGACAAAAUCCAAUCAGAAACCCGACAAACUUUUACCGCGCAGGAGUCGACCAACGAGCUCCUUCUCCAGCGUCGUCAAGGUGAACGUUCGGUUGCCAGCAGAAACAGGCGACAAGGAAGAGUCUGACAGUGAUAACGAUUUGUCGUCCAGUGACGACAGCAGCUUUUGCAGGUCUGGGAAAGGAGAGAAGAAGUCCAAAAUAGUGUCUAAACCGGAGAGAGCCAAACCAGUUGUGGGUAGAAGAAACAGCCCUUCAGACUGGUACGCCAGGAUGUUGGUUUCUCGAGACGUACCGCUCAGACGACCAGCAUCGUCGCUACCUACAGUGGGACCUAGGUCAACAAGAUGUCAGUCGAAACCCGCUCGAGCAAAAUCGGCAUUUCCCAGAACCACGACCACCGAGACGUCGACGGUGAUGUCGUUAAACGGAGCAAAUGACAGUCCAGAGAAGGGGAUGAAGCUGGUCUGCAAUCGUCGGCGAGUGGUGUCUGCGUCCAUGUCACGACGCCAGCUGAAGGAGCUGUGUCACCAGGACCUGGUCGGGGAGGAGAGCGAGGAAGUGGACGUGAUGAAGGCGAGACAGGAGAAACACCGCCUGGAGGCUGAACGUCUACAAAUGAGAGUCAAACUCUUUCUCAAAUCCAUGGACAACUGGGCGUGUAGCAGCAAGAAGACCAUUCGAUCUUACUACUGACUGAAUGUCAUCUUCCGUCAUUCCAAAAUAGAUGUACAAUUAAUGUGUACGAUACAUACGCAUGAAGCUAAAAGGAUGCGUGCAUUUUAUUUUUAUUUUCUGUUAAUAAAGGCGCGUAUGCAGAGGGGUGGGUUUUGACACCCUAUUCCCCUUUUCCAAGCAAAUGUUCUUUUGUCUCAAUGUAUUGUCUGUAAUCGUAAGUUAAAUAUCUUUACGGUAUUUUUUUAAUACUCAGAGAAUACGCAUUUUUAAUAUGUUGAAGGAUUCGCAAAUUGUUUUCAGUUUGAGUGUUUUCUUUGUACGAGUGAAACGAAUGAAAUAACUUGCUACAAUUUGCUCGUGAAUGUCACACUGGUUCGCUACUGUUUCAAUAGACGAGCUUAAGGAACUGGUAAUGGUAAUUCUUCUCUUAGGUCUAAUUCACUGGACUAUAAGAAGUGUCAGUGCAGUGUAGAACUACUUUCACGGAUGAUCCGAAAUUGCUUACGAGAUCCAGUUCUCAAGUGUAAAGGCCACAGUUUGAACCUCGUCAAAACAAAAGUGCACUCCAUAACUUGAUUGGGAUACCACCUGGGAAUACAGACUGUCGUGUGAGUUAUUGAUUUCACGAGGACAUGCAUAUAAACAACCACAGAACACACCACGUGAAAACACAACACCAGCGCUAACAAAGUAUUGUUUUAGCGGCUGGGAACAUAAUGUGGUAGAAAUCAUCACCGAUCCCUAAGUGAUAUAAAUUGUAUCGAAAGUCGUGUUAUGUGUUAUCCUGUCCGUUGGGAACGUGCAUAUAAUCAAACCCUUGCUACAAACCUAUAACAUGUCGAGCACAAAAUAUUAUUCAACCUAAGAUGAAUAAAAGGAUGAAAAAAGUAUAUGAUAUUAAUAGACUCCAUCAUAUAUGGUCAUGUGAGAUAGAAAAAAAAUACACUGAAAAUUUCGACCCAGAAUGAAGCUCGUUAGAUACGUUUUAAAACAACCCGUCGUAAGAUAAAUGGUAUCUAACGGCCACUCAUGUAGUAUUCUCUCUAUAUAUGCUAAACCGGUGAUUAUCAGUGAGGUGUUUCGUUUUAAGAUCAUUUUCCUCUCCUGUACAGAUAUCGUCAUGGACUCGGAGAAGAAUCAAGUACAUCAUAUAAACGAUUUCCAUAGGAAAGGUUCCAUGAUACACAGCUGUUCGUACUUUUAAAAAUAAUGUUGCAAUAUUCAACUGUCAAACUACGUUUCAUGGAAUUAAGGAAGUACAUUUGUCUUUAGUAGACACUGUGGUUUUACAUAAAUAUAUAUAAAUAAUAUUUUCAUAUACUUACCAUUUGUGACACCCAAUAGCCGAUGUGUAUUUUUGUGCUGGGGUGUCGUUAAACAUUCAUUCAUUCAGUAAAGAUUCAGUGAAUACUAUUUGAUUCAAUGCAUGAUUCAGUGCGUGGUAUAAAUUCAUUAUAUUCAUCCGUUAAACAUUGAGGGACGGGACGUAGCCCAGUUGUAAAGCGCUCGCUUGAUGCGCCGUCGGUUUGGGAUCGAUCCCUGUCGGUGGACCCAUUGGGCUAUUUCUCAUU
This is a messenger RNA of Gigantopelta aegis, 2565 nucleotides long. RefSeq lists its product as uncharacterized. The transcript is spliced from 2 exons. The coding region runs from base 164 to 1012 and encodes 282 amino acids. NCBI's taxonomy places the organism in Eukaryota, Metazoa, Mollusca, Gastropoda, Neomphalida, Peltospiridae. The record is from RefSeq and is a predicted model, not a curated record.